This is a messenger RNA of Acytostelium subglobosum LB1, 288 nucleotides long. RefSeq lists its product as hypothetical. Lineage: Eukaryota; Evosea; Eumycetozoa; Acytosteliales; Acytosteliaceae. The annotation marks the transcript as partial. The record is from RefSeq and is a predicted model, not a curated record. Gene Ontology annotation, biological process: mitochondrial respiratory chain complex III assembly. The transcript has 3 exons.
AUGGUCGCAACAGGUAGUAGGGAGGCGGUCAGGCUGUAUCGUGAUAUAAUGAGGACACUUCGAACAUUCAAUCACCCAAACGAACAGGGUAUACCAUGGAAGGUAGUGCUAAGAGAGAGUGUAAGAAGAGACUAUGAGAACUCAAAGUAUGAGACGAAUCCUGAAACACUGAUACAGAUGUUGAUGGUCGGACGAGAUUGUCUAAUGAAGAUACAAGAAGGAGUCAUAACAGGCAAGGUGGAGAAAGAUGCUGACUUGCCACCAAGUGGCAACCCAUUCCAGAAGCUG